Messenger RNA from Guillardia theta CCMP2712, 735 nucleotides. RefSeq lists its product as hypothetical. The transcript has a single exon. The record is from RefSeq and is a predicted model, not a curated record. The annotation marks the transcript as partial. NCBI's taxonomy places the organism in Eukaryota, Cryptophyceae, Pyrenomonadales, Geminigeraceae.
AUGUCGGCCAGGAUCCGCGUGCGUGCGAGGUUGUCGGGUGCGGCAGGGGGUGACGUGAAGGACGACAUCUUGAACGUGAAGGGGGCGAAGAUGCCCUUCGUCGGGGCGGUUCGCAUCGUGUGCGAGAGGAAGGGCGUGGAGCACGACAUCAUUGAGCACGCGAUGGCGUGGGUGGGCUGCCGGAACUCGUACUCGGCGGUGCCGCUGGGCGAGGGGCUGUUCGUCGUGUCGGGUGACCUGGCGGAGGCGGAGGUCAGGGACCUGCAGCUGAUGGCGGUGGCACCCGGCCCUUCCCCGGAGCAGCUGGCGAUGAUGGGCGCCCCGCCGAACUCCAAGGACAUCCACGUAGGGACGGGGAGGGUGCCGCUGCGUGGCCUGCUGGAAGUGUCCUGCGGGGACGCCGGGAGCGUCGAAGAGGAUAAGCCCAGGAGCGCGCUGAUGAGCAUCGGGUACGACCCCGUCCAGCCCGAUGUGGAGCUGAAGGUGAAGGCGGUGCCGCUGCCAGAGGGGAUGCGGGGGAGGUUCCGGGAGAUGAACCGGGCGGCGCUGCGGGCCUUCGGUGCGAUGGAGGACACGCUCAUCCCCAUGGGCCAGGACCGCAUCCACCGCUACAACAUGCGGCAGAACCUGAUCUCGCAGCGCUUCUACGCGGAGCUGCUGCAGCGCGGGAUCAAGCGGCAUCCGGAGGGGGUGAUGACUGGGUCCUUUCGUGAGCCAGCAUUCGGAAACACGCUG